Messenger RNA from Nicotiana tabacum (common tobacco), 952 nucleotides. RefSeq names its product protein SHI RELATED SEQUENCE 3-like. Gene Ontology annotation, molecular function: DNA binding; DNA-binding transcription factor activity. Gene Ontology annotation, cellular component: nucleus. NCBI's taxonomy places the organism in Eukaryota, Viridiplantae, Streptophyta, Magnoliopsida, Solanales, Solanaceae. Gene Ontology annotation, biological process: positive regulation of DNA-templated transcription. The record is from RefSeq and is a predicted model, not a curated record.
CUUGAGCCAUGAACUCUCUUGGAAGAAGAAAUCCAAAGAAAGCAACAGACCUUCCUCAAUUCAGCAACAGAAAAAACAUGUACAAAUUAAUCCAUCUAACAACAUAAAGAAGAAAACACCAACAUUGAAAUCAAUCUUCUGAAAUGGGUACUGUUAUAAGGGAAGCAAAAAAGGGAGCCUAAUUGAAGAAGAUGAUGAUGAUGAGAGAAGAAGGAAUAUCAUCAAACAGUAGGUGUCAAGACUGUGGAAAUCAAGCAAAGAAAGAUUGCCCAUAUUUGAGGUGCAGAACUUGCUGUAAAAGCCAAGGGUUUCAGUGUCAAACCCAUGUCAAAAGCACUUGGAUCCCUGUCUCUAGAAGGCGUCCAAGGCACCACCUUCUUCACACUAUUCAACAACAGCAGCAGCAGCAGAAGCAGCUUCAAGUAAACCCUAAAAGAUACAGAGAAAAUGAUAAUCUUGCUGCAGGAGGGGAAGAAGAAGAUGUACCAACAGAAGUGAGUUUACCAGCAGUAUUUCGGUGUGUUCGAGUAAGUUCAACAGACAAUGUGGUGGAUCAAUAUGCUUAUCAGACAUCAGUGAAUAUAGCAGGACAUGUGUUUAAAGGGAUAUUAUAUGAUCAAGGCCCUGAGACUGAGACUCAUUACAAUAAUAUGGCUAGGGAAAGCUCCUCAAAUGGCUUCCAACAAGAGCAACUUACAACAAAUUUAACACCACCACCACCUUCUUACCCUAGUCCUUUUAAUAAUUUCAUGCCUGGUACGCAAUUUUUUCAAUACCCAAAGUCAUCCUAAAAUUUAAAAUUAUUUCUCCUAAUUUAAGUUGUUUUAAAUCUAUAGCUCGCUAAAUUUUUAUGUACAUGUAAAAUAAUAUACACUGGAUAAGAAGGGAAAAGAAGGAAAAGUUCAAAAUCAGAUAUAUAUCGAGAGAGAAAGAGAUCAGUGCUCUUGUAUUC